GUGUCUGUGUGUGUGUGUUUGUGUUUGUGUGUGUGUGUGUGUGUGAGUGCACGCAUGCCCCCACAGCAGUCAUAAAUGGUAAAGCUGAGCUGGCAGGAAGGAAGUGAUGCGCUCACCUUAAGGUACGGCUGGGCAGAUAAAUAGGAGCUCUCUGCAUCCCUGACUUCAGCACAAGUGUUGAAUCUGCACUUUCGUCGCAACUCAGCAGCACAAGAACAAUCACCUGAUCACCUCAGCGCUCGGAUUUACACGGCACGAAAGAAAACAGGAUGAAGCUCGCUUUUCUGAUUCUCUGCCUGCUCGCAGCUGCCAGCGCAAAUCCCAUUUUGCAGCAAGUCUCUAUGGAGACGUUGGAGCCCGGAUCUAACUCUACCUCCUCGAUGUCCGAAUCUACGGAAGAAAGCACCACCGUAGACCAGGACAGCUCGCAGGAAAACACUUCCGAGGACACUUCUUCAGAAUCCGUAGAGUCGAAAUCAUCUGAGGAGAGCUCGGAAACAAGCCAAAGCCACUCACUGGAAGAACGGUUUGGCAUUGGAGAAGCCGGAAUGACGGUCGAUGACAGCCAAGGAAGCACUGAGAACAUGCGCAAGAACUUGAUUCAAGUCUUCAGCCCACAAGAGAUGAGUUCUGAAGACAACAGCACAUCAGCCAGCCUGUCAAAAGCUAUCAGCGCAGAGAGCCAGGAGACAAAAUCCAAGAGCAUCAGCAGCAGUAGUGAGAGCAGUGAAUCUGUUGAGGGCCAAGGCAGCAAUUCAACCAGCAGCAGCAGCAGCAGCAGCAGCAGCAGCAGCAGCGAGAGCAGCGAAAGCAAGGAGAGUAGCGAGAGCAAGGAGAGCAGCGAAAGCAGCGAGAGCAGCGAGAGCAGCGAGUCUGUUGAAAACUCGGAGCAGAACUCCAACAGCAGCAGCAGCAGCAGCAGUAGCAGUGAGAGCAACGAGUCGAAAGGAAAUCAGCAGAAAUCUUCUGAAAGCAGCAGCGAGAGCAGCAGCGAGAGCAACAGCGUCGAGAACAAGUCGACAGCCGAGAACGACUCCAGUCCCGAGUCCACCGAGUCCGCCAAGUCCACUGAAAGUAAGCAAAGUCAAUCAAACGAAUGCCAGCCUGGAGCCGACAACCAGGACUGCGACAGCGACGAGCACGUCUCCCAGAAUGUCGGAGACGACGGAGCCAGCGACAAUUUCAGCACAGAGCGCGAGGUCACGUUCAGGAGAUGACCGAAUACAUGCUGAUAAUCUGCUUAUAAAGUAAAGUCAAGCAAAGCUAGUGGUAACGAGUGUGUGGAAAUCCCUGGAGAGUAAUAUCCUCUUGAUAAUUAAAGGAAUAAGACCUAUUUAUUAAAAGCAAAAGAAUAUAUCUAAGAUAUUAUCUGUAUUCUAGACUAAUACGUUAGAGAAAACUUGCCGUGUGCAUCGUACAGUAAAUCGGGAUGCUGGUUUAUUACAACUCAGUGUUGUAGCAUGUUGUCAGUCAAAGUUUGGCUUUAGAUUAAAACUACACCAAAGACCUUUAUAGAUCCAGUCUCAUCGAGUUUAUGUUCGUCAUUUUAAUAAUGUCUUAAAACACACUACACUCAAGUAAUAUAAAGAAAGUUCUCACUGUAUCUCCAGCUCUCUGUUUCUCUCUCAUUGUAACAUCUCUUUUUUUUUGUUUUGCUUAAAAAUGUUUGAAUGUAAAUGUACAAGUAAUUUGCCUAAAUGAUCUUUUAAUUUUAUAUAUCUGUAAUAGAUCGACUUAUUUAUUAUACUUGAAUUUGAUUUUACAU
Clarias gariepinus (North African catfish) is the source of this 1765-nucleotide messenger RNA. It is a transcript of the gene scpp1, whose product is annotated as secretory calcium-binding phosphoprotein 1. The record is from RefSeq and is a predicted model, not a curated record. The transcript is spliced from 9 exons. Bases 270 to 1217 code for a protein of 315 amino acids. NCBI's taxonomy places the organism in Eukaryota, Metazoa, Chordata, Actinopteri, Siluriformes, Clariidae.